AUGAACCCCUCAUAUAACCCACAGAGCAAAAAGAUCCUCGUGACGGGGGCCUCCAACUUCCUCCCCUCCAACCUCAUCGAUCAUCUCCUCCAACAAGGCCAUCGCGUUGUGGGCGUCGACACAAGCGAAAAAGGUCUGCCGAAAAAUCUCCGACAUUUGGCGGGGCAUUCGCGAUUUCAACUUGUUUGUCAUAAUCUGCAGUCAGCAUGGACGUAUAUUCCAGCUGUCGAUCAGAUAUAUCAUUUCCCGUCGAGUACAACGACGGGUAGGGAAGUAGAGUACUUGAUGCGGUUUGCGAAAAGGCAUCAUGCGAGGGUUUUACUUGCUAGUUCGAUGGAUGAAUCAUGGGAUACCAUCCAAUGCCACCCAAACGGGUUCCUGGUUGUCGGUCUGACAAACACGUACGGACCACGUAUGACUGUAGCAGACAAUGCGCUGAUGACUAGUUUCAUUACUGCCGCAUUGCUGGGGAGGUCGAUUAGUCUCUCUGGUGAUUCUGGUCUUGUGCAGUGUUUCCAGUAUGUGGGUGAUGCUGCUGCUGAGCUGUAUGGUCUUAUGAAUGGAUCCUGUGAGCAGGGGGUGUUUAAUGUACAGAGUGUGAAGGUAUCUAUAGAAGGGUUAGCGGGAAUGGUGGCAGAUAGUGUAGCCAACGUAACAGGACAGACAAAGGUGGAUGUCAUCGUGGAUGGAGAAGGAAAGAAAUGCAGCGAGAUGGAGGAUGGUUUGAGAAAGACGAUAGAGUGGUUCAUUAAAAAGCCGUCCGAGUUUAGUUAA
Aspergillus wentii DTO 134E9 is the source of this 774-nucleotide messenger RNA. RefSeq lists its product as uncharacterized. NCBI's taxonomy places the organism in Eukaryota, Fungi, Ascomycota, Eurotiomycetes, Eurotiales, Aspergillaceae. Bases 1 to 774 code for a protein of 257 amino acids. Gene Ontology annotation, biological process: D-xylose metabolic process. Gene Ontology annotation, molecular function: UDP-glucuronate decarboxylase activity; NAD+ binding. Gene Ontology annotation, cellular component: cytoplasm. The record is from RefSeq and is a predicted model, not a curated record. The transcript has 4 exons.